This is a messenger RNA of Glossina fuscipes, 2869 nucleotides long. RefSeq names its product myotubularin-related protein 2 (gene mtm). Lineage: Eukaryota; Metazoa; Arthropoda; Insecta; Diptera; Glossinidae. Gene Ontology annotation, biological process: dephosphorylation. Gene Ontology annotation, molecular function: phosphatidylinositol-3,5-bisphosphate 3-phosphatase activity. The record is from RefSeq and is a predicted model, not a curated record. The coding region runs from base 74 to 1909 and encodes 611 amino acids. The transcript is spliced from 2 exons.
ACUACUUUUUAUAUGAAGAAGAAGAAUUUGAUACAAAACGUCAACAUAUAUUGUUGUGGGCAAUAUUUUAUCUAUGGACGGCAAAGAUCCGUUAUUAGUUGUUACCGUCCUCCAAGAAAAGGCAGCAUCAAAGAAUACCAGCACAAAUUCUUUGGACACCGAUUCUAAAUCAAGUUCAACUGGCUCCAAACAUGAUGCUGAAUUAAGUUCGUCUAGAGACACACCCUUUCCAUAUUUGGAUGGAGAAGAAGAUCAAGAUCAGAAAAACGAUGUGACAUAUGUUUGUCCCUAUCGGGGGCCGACUUACGGAGCGUUAACGAUAACUAAUUAUCGGUUAUAUUUCCGUUCUUUGCCUUUACGUGACCAUGAGCCGCCGCCUGUCAUAUUAGACGUGCCUUUGGGCGUUAUAGCAAGAGUGGAGAAGAUUGGUGGAGCCACAUCGAGAGGAGAAAAUUCAUAUGGCAUAGAGAUAUUCUGUAAAGAUAUGAGAAAUUUGCGAUUUGCACACAAGCAACAAAAUCAUUCUAGACGUACAGUUUUUGAAAAAUUGCAAUCGUAUGCAUUCCCAUUAUCAUAUAGCGGCAGGUUGUUUGCUUUUGCUCAUGCAGCAACUAGUACGCAAGUAGGAGAGAAUGGCUGGGCGGUGUAUGAGCCUUUGGCAGAAUUGAGACGCUUGGGUGUUCCAAAUGAUAUGUGGCGUGCAACUAAAAUUAAUGAGAAUUAUGCAGUUUGCGAUAGCUAUCCAGCAGUUUGGGCCGUGCCAAAAGUGGCAUCUGACGAUUUUUUAAGACGUGUCGCCUUGUUUCGUUCUAGAUGUCGGUUACCGGUUUUGUCUUGGAUUCAUCAAAAGUCCCAAGCAGCAAUAACAAGAUGUUCACAACCUUUGGUAGGGGUAGGAGGCAAGCGCAGCGCGGAUGAUGAGUUAUUUCUAAAUUAUAUUAUGGAAGCUAAUGCUCAAUCCGACAAAUUAGCAAUUAUGGACGCUAGGCCGAGCGCUAAUGCUAUAGCUAAUAAAGCUAAAGGUGGAGGGUACGAAUCCGAAGAAGCUUAUAAAAGUGUUGAAAUACACUUUUUGGAUAUACAUAAUAUACAUGUAAUGAGAGAGAGUUUGCGUAAAGUCAAAGAGGUUUGUUAUCCCACAAUCGACGAUUCCAAAUGGCUGUCUUCGAUUGAUAAUAGCCUAUGGUUGAAGCACAUUAAAUGUAUAGUAGCGGGGGCGGUGCGUAUAGUGGACAAAGUUGAAACGAUGAGUACAUCAGUUGUGGUGCACUGUUCUGAUGGCUGGGAUCGUACCGCUCAGCUUACAGCCCUGGCAAUGCUACUCCUAGAUCCUUAUUACCGCACUUUCCGAGGGUUUGAAGUACUUAUCGAGAAAGAAUGGUCUUCGUUUGGUCAUAAAUUUCAACAGCGCAUUGGUCAUGGUGAUAAUCGUCACUCAGAUGCCGAUCGGUCUCCAGUAUUUUUACAGUUUAUUGAUUGUGUAUGGCAAGUUAGUCAGCAAUUUCCCAAUGCUUUCGAAUUUAACGAACAUUUACUCAUAACAAUUAUUGAUCAUUUGUAUUCGUGUCGCUUUGGAACCUUUCUUUGCAAUACAGAAUCGGAACGCAUGGCAGAAGACAUGAAACAUAAAACAAUUUCCUUAUGGACUUUCAUCAAUAGCUCGAUGGAUCAAUAUCUUAAUCCUUUAUAUCCCACGUUUACUCAAGGUGCCCAAACUUCGACUGUUCUUCGACCUAUUGCCAGCAUGCGGAUUAUCAAGUUAUGGAAAGGCCUAUAUUGUCGUUGGAAUCCAAGCAUGCGCCCACAGAAUAAAAUUUAUAACAGAACUCGCGAAUUGUUAGUUUUACAGGAACAACUCGUCAAACAAGUUAGCGAGAAACGUAUAAAAGCUAAUAUACGCCAGGCUUAAAAAAUAAACCUUAAGCUCAAGAAAACUAAAAAUUUAUGUUGAAUAAACAACAAAAAUGUGUGAAUUCGUUAAAUCAAGAAUGCAAACCACUUUAAAUGAUAGUCAGAACAUUUUGAAACAUGGGACAUACCGUUUAUACAUAAGUGUGAAACUAUACUAUAUAUAUAUAUGCAUAUAUAUAUUCAUAUAAAAAUAUAAAUUAAAAUGACGUUCAGUGUACUUGGAAGCUUUCAAUGCAUCUUCAAAUGCAUUAAUUUGCCAGCACGCAUUCCGCUUAGGCGCGCAUGGUGAGUAUAGCAAAUUUGAAGUAGCGUCAUAGAGCAUUGGCAAACGAAAUAAAUGCCAGUAGACGUACCCUUUUGUUUUGUUUAGAAUGGGGAGAGCGCAAAGUUGUUUUCAAUAACUGCCAAUAUCCCAUGAUAAAAUAUAUCCCGCGAAUAUGAUAGAAAUAUGCUGCGACCACGAUGAGAAAUUACCUCGGCCAUAAAAAUAUCCCCGACCCAUGAUGGAAAUGCGUUGACAUGUCCUGGACACCCCGAGGACAAGGAAUACCGCCCACCGAACCUUCCUUAAAUAUAUUUUGGUCUUAAGGAUCGAGCGCCGAUAAGAAACCAACUAGAACCAGAUAGAGAUAGAGAUUUAUCAUUUUCAACAGAGAGUUGAUUUUGUCGUUUUUAACGGACAUUUUCAAUUUGUCUAAUAUGAAUAUAUAAAUUCGUUCAAUCUGGUCUUCCUCUUCUACAUUUCAUGACACAGGUUUAACGUGUUAACGAUUGUUGAUGAUUGUUACCAUAAUUAUUAAUAACAAAUAUUAAUCUAACAAAGUAAGAAGAGGAUAACAUUUGAUAAACUAUUUAUCAGUACAAGAUUUUAAAAUUAUUAGAAAACUAUCAAAGGCAAAUGAUAAGACUAAACUACAAUGUGAGUUGUGCUUUGCCUUUCCAGCAUCUGCCCUAAUAU